GAGUUCUGUGUUGCCCUUGAUACACUCUUCAAUACGUUGGGAGACACACACAAUUGGUUCAUGUUCUGUAUCAACCUGAACAACUCCCAACUCCCAAACCAGCUGGAAGGAUGGUCAGUCAAGGGUCAGGUAUGCAGCUCAGGGUUGGUUGAGAUUGUGAAGAGGAAUGCAUGUAUGUUUGAGGUUGGUAUGACUCUGGAUGAAUUUUGUCAGAGGUACAGGGAU
Molecule: messenger RNA, 225 nt
Organism: Pisolithus orientalis
Lineage: Eukaryota; Fungi; Basidiomycota; Agaricomycetes; Boletales; Pisolithaceae
Exons: 1
Cellular component (GO): myosin complex
Molecular function (GO): cytoskeletal motor activity; ATP binding
Source: RefSeq, a predicted model, not a curated record